Pyricularia grisea is the source of this 243-nucleotide messenger RNA. RefSeq lists its product as uncharacterized. The transcript is spliced from 2 exons. The record is from RefSeq and is a predicted model, not a curated record. NCBI's taxonomy places the organism in Eukaryota, Fungi, Ascomycota, Sordariomycetes, Magnaporthales, Pyriculariaceae. The annotation marks the transcript as partial.
CAACAUUUACGUGCAUAUUCAGUCACAUUUGUGCCGCAAUCUAGUCUUUGCGCCGAAUUAAUUCAAUGCGGGGUGUGUAUGCCUAGCUCAUCCCUAGCAGUGGACCGGCCCACCUGUUUGCACAACGGUUUUCUACAUACGACGAACACAACAAGUCGGCAAUCAAUUCGUCCGCUACACGUGCGUGCGCGCCUGCGGAGAAUAGCGUCAACCAGCCUAUCGCUUCUCCUCGCCAGUUCCCGA